AUGGGGCUGGGAUUGGAUGAUCUGUUAUACAACACCACUGCUCGGCUAUCGAUUUCCCAAGGAGACAUUGAAGGCGAAAAGGCAAAACUUAAAAUACACGAAUUGAUAACUGGCGAUGAGGCGUACCUCAAAGAAAGAAGAGACUCGGCGAUAUCGUUGAAUUCAGUUGCAGUGGAGGGGCAAGAAGAAGAAGAAGAAGAAGAAGAAGAAGAAGAGGAAGAGGAAGAACAAAUUGAGAAAUUUGAUGCUCUAGCUGGCAAUGUAACUGAUAUUUCAAGUCCCAAGAAGGAGACUGCUCAUCAAAAAAGACGGAGAUCAUCAAAUCGAUUUAACGGAACAAGUGCAAUACAGCCUCCGCAAAAGAAGGAGAAACGAAAGUCCAAGAAGGAUCUGGCGAAACCUAGCUUAUCAAUGUUUCUAGAAGAUAAUGACAAAGAAAAGAGAUUUCCCUUUAGGAAUUUGAGAGAAUUGAUACUACAGAUUUUUAACGUACCAACAGGUUCCAGGAUAAAAUGGUGUAAGGUUAAAUAUCCCGGAAAGAUACAGAAUGUAUGCGUUUGUCUCGCUCCUGGAUUUGCUUUUGAGAAAGAAGAUAAUAGUACAAGUUCAUCGUUGUUAGAGUUGCCAGUCUCGCACUUGACUUCAGCUGAAGAGAUGCCAUUCAUUUUUAAAAAUUUUCCCACUUGCAUAAGAGCAAGUUUACCGGGAAAUAAGGAUUCGGUGUAUAGUCCGAUAGACACGAUAACUAAAAUACAAUUAUCAAAAAAGGAAAAAAAAUCAAUACUUUUCGAACUGAAAAAGAAGAAAAUAACGAUUGAGGAUCUUUUGCUUACUGAGGAGCAGCUACACAAAUAUGACUACCCCAUUACUUUGAUAGAUGAAAGAUGGCAACAAACACGGCCUCACCAAAGAAAGUCCAAAAUAUUUGCAUUAGACUGUGAGUUUUGUAAAGCAGAUGAUUUAAAAGUGUUGACUCGUAUAUCGUUGAUUGAUUUUGAAGGUAAGAUUAUUUUUGAUGAAUUGGUAAGACCUGUUGAGACUAUUACUGAUUAUGUUACUCGCUACUCUGGCAUUACUGAGGAAUCAUUGCAAGAUAUCACAACUACAAUAUGGGACAUUCAAGAAUUGUUCAUGAAAGAAGUUUCUAGUGAGGACAUUUUAGUGGGACAUUCUUUAGAAUCUGACUUGCAAGUUAUGAAAAUUGUACACGAUAGAAUUGUUGACACGGCAGUCAUAUACGAGCACAAUCGCGGUCCUCCUUCGAAACCAUCAUUGAAAUGGUUAGCCAAGACCUAUCUUGGGAGGGAAAUUCAGAGUGGGGAGGAACAUGGAAAGGGGCAUUCUCCAGUUGAGGAUGCUACAGCUUGUUUGGAUUUGGUAAAGAUGAAAAUCCUUGAAGGCAGAUUGUUUGGAACCAAUGUAAAGGAUAUUUCAAUAUUUGAGCGUCUUGGUAAUUCAUCAAACGAAGCAAAAAAACAACAGUACCUCUUGAUAAACUAUGGUAAAGAGCAAAGCGUCACUGAGGAUCCUGUAGUUACCAAAACAGUAACCAAUGAUGACGAAAUAGUAGAGAUUAUCCAAGAGCAAGCGUCCAAUCCCCCCAAUUUUAUUAUUACAGAAUUGAGGGAUUUGCAGUAUAAUUUGAAUUGGAGGCUGCCGUGUGAUUUUUAUGACGGGAAGCUAGAUCAUAAUAUUUCCGACGCUCGCAGAAGAACUAACUUGAGGCUAGAAAUGAUUUAUGAUACGCUUCCUCCAAAUUCCUUGUUUGUUUUAUGUUGUCAAACUGGCAGUCCCAAUGAAAUGUACAAGCUCCAGCACAUUCGACGUAAUUUCCAAAAGCUAGAAAAAGACGGAGUUUUAGAUUUAAGUCGAUUGCCCAAAGAAGAAUCAUGGGAUUUUGAAAAAUCAGAGAAAUUGUUGAUAGAAACCCAAACUGCUAGAGAAGGUUUGAUUUUUAUAAAGUUAAAAGAUGAAUAG
Messenger RNA from Lodderomyces oxycetoniae, 1977 nucleotides. RefSeq lists its product as uncharacterized. Bases 1 to 1977 code for a protein of 658 amino acids. Gene Ontology annotation, cellular component: nucleus. Gene Ontology annotation, molecular function: nucleic acid binding; exonuclease activity. NCBI's taxonomy places the organism in Eukaryota, Fungi, Ascomycota, Pichiomycetes, Serinales, Debaryomycetaceae. The record is from RefSeq and is a predicted model, not a curated record. The transcript has a single exon.